AUGUCACUUUUUGAACAAACAUCUUCACGUCCUGGUUCUCGUUUUGGAAAACUAUCAUCAAAUAUGUUCUUUAUUCGAAAUACUGCUCAACCAAAGCGUGUGCGUCAUAUUGAAGGAUUAAAUGGAGCAUUGAUUUGUAAUGUAAAUGAUGAUCCAUCUGUUAUUCAGCCGAUGCGUUCUAGUUCACUGAACUUUCCUAGAACCAAUUUACCUGCAUUUGAAACUCCACGUCGCGUUGAACGACUAGUACCUCCAAUGGGUUUUUGGAAUACUCAUGGCGUUAUUCAUGAUACAGAACGUUGGAAACAAGAAUUAGCAGCUUUAGCUACAGCUAGUGGACUAGGCUUAGAAAAUGAUGAACAUAAACAUUCAAAUAAACCAUCAACAACAACUGCUGAUCAACAACAUACAUCACGUUCUGGUGCUCAUUAUUCAACACGUACAGGUCGUUUCAACGAAGGAACUACAAAAUCAAGAGGUCGUACAGGUUCUAAACAUGCUACAGCAUAUUCAGAAAUGUUAUUUAAUGUACCUGAAAAUGAAAGAGAAAUGUGGAUGUUACAAGUUCUUUGUCAACUACUUGGUACAAGUCAAUUGGAAGAAGUUCAAUCAUGGCUUGUUUCGGCUUCAGCAACCGAAAAAGAACAAGCUCGUCAAAUGAUUAAUUCUGCAUUAUGUGGAUUAAAAGAAUCUGAACGUACAUCAUCUCAAACUCAACAAUCUGUCGAUCUUAAUGCAUUAUCAAAUUUUGUUGAAAAACAAAAAAAUGAAGAAAAAUAUGCUUCUAAGAAAUUUAUUCAAGAUACUCUUAAUCGAUCUGCACCUGUUUUACCAUCAAUUGAUGAAGAACAACAAACUGAGAUUAGUCUCAAUGAUACAUGGGAUAGUGGAGAACAUAAGAAUGAUUAUUUAAAAUCAUCAUCACAAAAUGCAACAACUUAUCAACGUGCUUAUCAAAAUUAUAAUAAACGAUCAUAUACAUCCUGUGAUGGAGCAUCAUCAAAUACAAAAAAUGAUUCAUACUAUGAAAAUAAACAAAAUCAAGAACAAAGUGAUAAUGAAGAACCAAUUGAAACAAUCCAACUUGAUGAUGAUCGACGACGACCUCGAUCAGCAUCAUUAACAAAAACAAAAAUAGAAUCAAAAAAACAAUCUCAAUCACCUAUUGAACGACCACCUUCAAGUCAUAAACAAAAAUAUCAUAUUGAAUCUAUUGAAUUCCAUGAUGAUGAUGAUCAUGAUGAUGUAAACAAAACAAAUGAAAAUAAAAAUAAAUUUCAUUCUAAUGAAGAUGAUAAUAAUGAUGAACAACAUCAACAAAAAAAAGAAAUAUUUUCAUCAUCAUCACUUAAAAUAAAACCAUCUUCAAAUCAAAAUAAUGAUAAUAAAUCACGUAAAAUUCGUGAAUUACAAAAUAAAUUAUCUCGUCAAGAAGAAGAUGCUAAAAAAAAAUUUAAUGAAUUACAAUCAAAACAAUCACGACUUGAAAAUGCACUUAAAUUACUUAUUAAACAAACUUCAUCAUAUAAAAAACGUCGACAACAAACAAAUGAUCAUGUUGAAGAUUUAGAUACACCUAUUGUCAAUGUUAUCAUUCAAUCACCAAGAGAUACUGAUCUUCAUGAUAAAUCAAAUGAAACAAAUUCAUGGGAGAAACAUCAGGAACUAUCAUUUGUUCAUGCUAAUGAAAAAGCAAAAAAAAAUCGACAUGAUAAUAACAAUACUAAAAUUGAUAAUCAACCAGGCAAAGUCUAUUCAGGUGUAUGGAAACCUGACGUAUCGACACUUCAUCGUCUUCAAGGAAAUUAG
Messenger RNA from Rotaria sordida, 1809 nucleotides. The record is from the annotation of a GenBank genome assembly. Lineage: Eukaryota; Metazoa; Rotifera; Eurotatoria; Philodinida; Philodinidae.